AUGGCGACUCUUUUAGGCAGAUUCGGCCGUAAAUUGGUUUCUCCGGGAUCAGCUCACGGAGGAAAGAGAUUAUCGACGACGGCUUGUGAAUCGGAAACCGUGAAAUCGUUGAAUCUAUACUCUGCUAUCAAUCAAGCUCUUCACAUCGCCUUGGAUACUGAUCCCCGCUCUUAUGUCUUUGGGGAAGAUGUUGGCUUUGGUGGAGUCUUCCGAUGCACAACAGGGUUAGCUGAACGAUUCGGGAAAAAACGAGUCUUUAACACUCCUCUUUGCGAACAAGGCAUUGUUGGAUUCGGCAUUGGUCUAGCAGCAAUGGGAAAUCGAGCUAUUGUAGAGAUUCAGUUUGCGGAUUAUAUUUUCCCUGCUUUUGAUCAGAUUGUUAAUGAAGCCGCAAAGUUCAGAUACAGAAGUGGUAACCAAUUCAACUGUGGAGGACUAACGAUAAGAGCACCGUAUGGAGCGGUUGGUCAUGGUGGACAUUACCAUUCACAAUCCCCUGAAGCUUUCUUCUGCCAUGUCCCUGGUAUUAAGGUUGUUGUCCCUCGGAGUCCGCGAGAAGCAAAGGGACUCUUGUUGUCAUGUAUCCGUGAUCCAAAUCCCGUUGUCUUCUUCGAACCAAAGUGGCUGUACCGUCAAGCAGUAGAACAAGUCCCUGAGCAUGACUACAUGAUACCUUUAUCAGAAGCUGAGGUUAUAAGAGAAGGCAAUGACAUAACACUUGUUGGAUGGGGAGCUCAGCUUACUGUCAUGGAACAGGCUUGUCUAGAUGCGGAAAAGGAAGGAAUAUCAUGUGAACUGAUAGAUCUCAAGACUCUGUUGCCUUGGGACAAAGAAACCGUGGAAGCCUCGGUUAAAAAGACUGGCAGACUUCUUAUAAGCCAUGAAGCUCCUGUGACUGGAGGUUUUGGAGCAGAGAUCUCUGCAACAAUCCUCGAACGUUGCUUCUUGAAGUUAGAAGCGCCAGUAAGCAGAGUAUGUGGUCUGGACACUCCAUUCCCACUUGUGUUUGAGCCAUUCUACAUCCCCACCAAGAACAAGAUAUUGGACGCAAUCAAAUCGACUGUCAAUUACUAG
This is a messenger RNA of Microthlaspi erraticum, 1074 nucleotides long. Lineage: Eukaryota; Viridiplantae; Streptophyta; Magnoliopsida; Brassicales; Brassicaceae. The record is from the annotation of a GenBank genome assembly.